This is a messenger RNA of Cuscuta epithymum, 1837 nucleotides long. The record is from the annotation of a GenBank genome assembly. Lineage: Eukaryota; Viridiplantae; Streptophyta; Magnoliopsida; Solanales; Convolvulaceae.
AUUUGCUUGCCAUGUUUCAAAAAAAGAAAUGAAAUGUCAAAUGACAACAUUUAAGCUAUUGGGGUGAUGUUCACCCUAAAGGAGGAGGUGAACAAAAUUGCACUCCCUCAGUCCCUCGAACACCUCAAGAAAAGCACUUUGGACAAGUAGCACCUAUUCUGAAACGUAGCUCUUUGCCUCAUUUUCAAACAUCCAAUAGGAGUUACAGUCAAAAGACGGCGUUGCGGCAGAUGAUUGACACGUAGCCAUUCAUCAAUUUCGUAUCUUUGCCUCAAAUAUCUCCAUCUUCAUCCCAAAUCUCCUGAUGUGCUCUGCUAAAAAUCCUCUGUUUUCCUCACCCACAAAGAUUCCCACCAACUUUAACCAUGAUCCUACAACGUUUGUUCAGUGUCCUGAUUCUCACCUGUUCGAUUUGUCUGAGUUCUUGUCCGGGAACGCUAGAAAUGCGGAAUGCUAAGAAAUCCAUGGCUUUGCCCCUGAAGGCUCAAGGAAUGAAAUCCAGGUCCUAUCUCGGAGACCCGCUUCAUCUGAAGAUCACCCAGAACGUGACCCUCACGGUGUCUCUGGCCGUCGGGUCGCCGCCGCAGAUGGUGACGAUGGUGCUCGACACCGGGAGUGAGCUGUCUUACCUGCGGUGCCACGGAACUCAGAAUAAGCAGCCCGUUUUUGACCCGAACCGGUCGCCGUCCUACUCGCCGGUUACCUGUUUGUCGCCGGACUGUAAUAAUCAGCUCCGAAAACAGGAAUCCUCCAUAACCACUGGCUGCAGCCCCUCGAACAACUGCACCGCCGGGGUCUCCUUUGCCGACUUGGGGUCGGUAGAUACGAGUUUGGCGAAGGACACGAUCAGCAUUGCCGGGUCGAACUUCAACGAUACAGCAUUCGGGUGCAUGGAUCUGGGUUCAAGUAGUAACUCGGGAGAAGACUCAAAGACCACCGGGCUAAUGGGUAUGAACCUUGGAUCUCUUUCUUUCGUUUCUCAAAUGGGUUUCAAGACAUUUUCGUACUGCAUUUCAAGCUCGGAUAAUUCGGGCCUUCUGGUGCUGGGCGACUCGGGCUUCAGCCGGGCCAAACCUCUGAAUUACACCCCGCUGGUUCUGUUGAAGAGCACAUCGCCAAAUUAUAACCGGGUAGCAUAUACAGUCAAUCUCACGGGCAUAAAAGUGGCGGACAAAUUGAUACCAGUAUCGCAAUCCGCAUUCAGGAUCGCCGGUAACGGUGCGGGUCAAACCAUGGUGGACUCCGGGACCCAAUUCACCUACCUUCUCGAGGAGGCUUACACUGCACUGAAAAACGAAUUCUGGAAUCAAACAAAGGAAAUCCUGGAGGUAUGCCACGGUUACGUGUUCCAAGGGGCAAUGGAUCUGUGUUUCCGGGUCAGAUCCAACCAAACGAGCCUGCUGGUAUUGCCGUCGGUAACCUUACUAUUGGAAGGGGCCGAGAUUGAGAUUCCGGGGAACAGGUUGCUGUACCAGGUUCCGGGCGAUGUUUCCGUUCACUGCUUUACAUUUGGCAGUUCCCAGCUGCUAGGGACGACGGCUUAUAUAAUUGGGCACUAUCACCAGCAGAAUCUGUGGGUCGAGUAUGAUCUUGUCAAUUCUCGGAUUGGUUUGGCUCACUUCACAUGCAAUUUUUAGUCGAUAAUAAAACUUGUGAGUUGUGACAAACAGAAAUAUUUUGUGAACAAUAUAUACUUAUUGUAUAACACUCUGUAUAAUGCUGCACUCUUACAUGUAUGCGCAUGAGUAUUUUUUAUUCAUAGAUACAACUAUAGAAGACAACAAUAUAUGUGUCUGUGUAUGAGUUGAGUUUCGCUACUAUAUACUACUACUUCCUA